This is a messenger RNA of Aethalodelphis obliquidens (Pacific white-sided dolphin), 2250 nucleotides long. It is a transcript of the gene PARP3, whose product is annotated as poly(ADP-ribose) polymerase family member 3. Gene Ontology annotation, molecular function: NAD+ poly-ADP-ribosyltransferase activity. Gene Ontology annotation, biological process: double-strand break repair; protein poly-ADP-ribosylation. The record is from RefSeq and is a predicted model, not a curated record. NCBI's taxonomy places the organism in Eukaryota, Metazoa, Chordata, Mammalia, Artiodactyla, Delphinidae. Gene Ontology annotation, cellular component: nucleolus; site of double-strand break.
CCCAGGUCCCUGCUUCUCUUAGCCAUGGCUCCAAAGCGCAAGCCCCAGGUACAGCGUGAGGGUCCUGAGAAGAAGAAGGGGCGUCAGGGGGCACAAGAGGAGGACAGUUUCCGCUCCACUGCCGAGGCCCCACCCACAGAGAAGCGCAUAGCCUAAGUGGACCCCCUGUGCCCACUCAGCUGCAACCCUAGGACUCAGGUGCAUGAAGACUACGACUGUACCCUGAACCAGACCAACACUGGGAGCAACAAAAACAAGUUCUACAUCAUCCAGCUGCUGGAAGAAGGUGACUGCUUUAUCUGCUGGAACCGCUGGGGGCGCGUGGUGAAGGUGGGCCAGUCACAACUUAGCCGCUUCAUGUCACUGGAGGAUGCACAGAAGGACUUUGAAAAGAAGUUUCGGGACAAGACCAAGAACAGCUGGGCAGAGCGGGACCACUUUGUGGCCCACCCCAGCAAGUAUACACUUAUCGAAGUACAGAGAGAGGAUGAGGCCCAGGAAGCCAUGGUGAAGGUAGACGGAGGCCCAGUGAGGACCGUAGUUCGUGUUCAGCAAGUGCAGCCCUGCUCCCUGGACGCAGCCACACAGAAGCUCAUCACCAACAUCUUCAGCAAGGACAUGUUCAAGAAUGCCAUGGCUGGGCUUCCCUGGUGGCGCAGUGAUGUGAAGAAGAUGCCACUGGGGAAGUUGAGCAAGCAGCAGAUUUCCCGGGGUUUGGAGGCCUUGGAGGCAGUGGAGGCGACCCUGAAAGCCCCCGCAGGUCGUGGUCUCAGCCUGGAGGAGCUGUCCUCCCACUUCUACACCAUCAUUCCCCACAACUUCGGCCGUAGCCAGCCCCCACCCAUCAACUCCCCGGAACUUCUGCAGCCCAAGAAGGAUAUGCUGCUGGUGCUGGCAGACAUCGAGCUGGCCCAGACCCUGCAGGCAGCCCCCAAGGAGACAAAGAAAGUGGAGGAGGUGCCACACCCACUGGACCGAGAUUACCAGCUCCUCAAGUGCCAGCUCCAGCUGCUGGACCCAAAGGUGCCUGAGUACAAGGUGAUACAUCCCUGCUUGGAAAAGACUGGCAGCAAGUACAGUUGCCCUGCUCUUCAACAUAGUUGGACAGUGAACCGAGAAGGGGAGGGAGAUCAGUUCCAGGCCCACGACAAGCUGGGUAAUCGGAAGCUACUGUGGCAUGGCACCAACGUGGCUGUGGUGGCCGCCAUCCUCACCAGUGGGCUUCGCAUCAUGCCACAUUCUGGUGGCCGUGUUGGCAAAGGCAUCUACUUUGCCUCGGAGAACAGCAAGUCAGAUGGCUAUGUUACUGGCAUGUCCUGCGGGGCCCAUGACAUUGGCUACAUGUUCCUGGGUGAGGUGGCAGUGCGCAGAGAGUACCGCAUCACCGUCUAUGAGCCCAGCUUGAAGCAGCAGCCCCCUGGCUUCGACAGUGUCAUUACCCGUGGCCACACAGAGCCUGUUCCAACCCAGGACACCAAGCUAGAGCUGGAUGGCCAGCAAGUGGUGGUGCCCCAGGGCCAGCCCAUGCCCUGCCCAGAGUUCAGCAGCUCCAGCUUCUUCCAGAGUGAGUAUCUCAUCUACCAGGAGAGUCAGUGCCGCCUAUGCUACCUGCUGGAGGUUCGCCUCUGAGCUGUCUGCCCGACCCGCCUCCCGUCCACCGCCAGGAGCUAGACCAUCAUCCUCAAUCUUCCUCCCAUCCCUGGUGCCCCCAUAUCACCCCUUCUUGCUCUCAAAUCUCCCUCCUGUGUCCAGACAGUGAUCCCCUCUCCCUCUAAUCCUUGUGGUCCUGGCAUGGCUGUGGCCUCAGUCUCGUCCCCUAAGGUGAUGGGUGUGAUGGAUUGGCAUUAUUACUGGGACACGGAUACAGCAGCCUAUUCAAGCCUGUGUAGUUAGAGGGGCACAGGCUGAGAGUGGGCGGGUCCCACAACCCCCCGGGCCAUCCACCCUGGCCCAGACUGUCCAUCCGAGAGAGGCGUGAUCACCGAGGUGGGCUGAACUUCAGACAUGCACAGGCAAGUGCACAUUGUAUUGGCUCACCCCCCUGACCUCUGUCUGUGCCAAAGCUGCACAAGGCCUGGGCCUUCUUGCUUUCCACAGUGACCCACCACACCACAUAGCAGUUCCAGCCCCACUCCAGGGAGUGACCACUCACACGGAGGACGUGGGUUGUACACACACUCCCACCCACCCUGGUCAGUCUACAUUGGUCACUGCAACGACUGGCCUCCUCUGAUCAUUGAGCCUCCAAAA